CGCGGAUAAGAAGAACAGUGUGCGGCAUAAACUGGUCUCGCUGACGCUGAAGAAGAAAUCCAAGCUCACGGAAGAGGUGGCAAAGAGACUGGAACAAUGGGGAGUACAGCCUCGGGGGGAACAGUAUGCUGGAAGACCGGCCGACCUCCAACCUGGAGAAGCUUCACUUCAUCAUUGGAAAUGGUAUCCUUCGCCCUGAACUCAGGGAUGAGAUUUACUGCCAGAUCUGCAAGCAGCUGACCCAGAAUCCAUCCAAAAGCAGCCACGCCCGUGGCUGGAUCCUCAUGUGUCUCUGCGUUGGUUGCUUUGCUCCUUCUGAGAAGUUUGUGAAGUAUUUGAGGAACUUCAUCAAUGGAGGCCCUCCUGGUUAUGCUCCCUACUGUGAGGAGAGGAUGAGGAGGACGUUUGCUAACGGCACUCGAACGCAGCCACCGAGCUGGCUGGAGCUGCAGGCCACCAAGUCCAAGAAACCGAUCAUGUUGCCCAUCACCUUCAUGGACGGAACAACCAAGACCCUCCUGACCGACUCCGCGACGACAGCCAAAGAGCUGUGCAAUGCUCUGGCAGACAAGAUAGGCCUGAAGGAUCGCUUUGGAUUUUCUCUGUACAUCGCGUUGUUUGACAAGGUCUCUUCGCUCGGCAGCGGGAAUGACUACGUGAUGGACGCUGUGUCCCAGUGUGAGCAGUAUGCAAAGGAGCAGGGGGCACAGGAGAGGAACGCACCCUGGCGCCUCUUCUUCCGCAAGGAGAUCUUUACGCCCUGGCAUAACCCCACUGAGGACUUGGUGGCAACGAACCUCAUCUAUCAGCAGACUGUGAGGGGCGUCAAGUUCGGGGAAUACAGGUGUGACAAGGAGGAAGACCUUGCUGAACUUGCCUCCCAGCAAUACUACGUGGACUAUGGCUCUGAGAUCAUUCUGGAGCGGCUGAUGAGCUUGAUUCCGUCCUACAUUCCCGACCGGGAAGUCACCUCUUCCAAAACUAUUGAGAAGUGGGCACAGUACAUCAUUGCGGCUCACAAGAAGGGGGUGUAUACUCAGAAGAGAAUCGACCCUCAGAAGGUGAAGGAGGAGGUUGUGGACUUUGCCCGAUUCAAAUGGCCCUUGUUGUUUUCACGUUUCUAUGAGGCCUUCAAGUUCUCAGGUCCAAGCCUGCCAAAGAACGACGUAAUUGUUGCUGUCAACUGGACCGGCGUUUACUUUGUCGAUGAACAGGAGCAAGUCCUUCUGGAACUUUCCUUCCCUGAAAUCACUGCUGUUACCAGCAGCAGGGGUGGCAAAAUGCAAGGGCAGAGCUUCACUCUGGCGACCAUCAAAGGCGAUGAAUACACCUUCACCUCCAACAACGCCGAAGACAUCCGUGACCUGGUGGUGACGUUUCUUGAGGGGCUGAGGAUGAGGUCAAAGUUCGUUGUGGCGCUGCAGGACAACCCGAGCCCUGUUGGCGAUGACCUGACCUUCCUCAGCUUCUUGAAGGGGGACCUAAUCAUCCUGGACCAUGACACGGGCGAGCAAGUGAUGAACUGUGGCUGGGCUCACGGCAUCAACGAGAGGACCAAGCAAAAGGGAGACUUCCCGACUGAAUGCGUCUACGUGUUGCCCACGGUUACCAAACCAGCAGCUGAGAUUGUGUGCCUGGUUACCAUGACGCCAGGUCAGAGACAAGAAGCCAUCAAGACAUCCCAACUGUCUAUAGGAGAGCUGGAGGAGAAGGUUAAGCUCUAUACACUGGAGGAGUUCUCGUACGACUACUUCAGACCUCCUCCGAAACACACCUUGAGCCGGGUGAUGAUCACAAAGAAUCGCGGGAAGGAUAAACUAUGGUCUUGUACCCGGGAGCCAAUUAAACAGCCGCUGCUGAAGAAGUUGCAGGGGAAUGAGGAGCUGUCGCAGGAGUCCUGCCUCUGCUUUGUAGCUGUGAUGAAGUAUAUGGGUGACUACCCCUCCAAACGGAUGCGCUCAGUGAACGAACUGACCGACCAGAUAUUCGAAGGUGCCUUGAAAGGGGAGUUGAUGAAGGACGAGAUUUAUUGUCAGAUCCUUAAGCAGCUCACCGACAACCAUGUGAAAUACAGUGAGGAGAAAGGCUGGGAGUUGCUCUGGUUGUGCACUGGCCUCUUCCCUCCCAGCAACAUCCUUCUGCCUCAUGUCCAGAGGUUCCUCCAGUCCCGGAAAAGCCACAUGCUCGCUCCUGACUGCAUGCACAGACUCCAGAAAGCUCUCCGCAAUGGCUCCCGGAAGUACCCUCCCCACCUUGUGGAAGUCGAGGCGAUUCAGCACAAAACCACCCAGAUAUACCACAAGGUCUACUUCCCCGAUGAUACGGAUGAGGCCUUUGAAGUGGAAUCGAGCACCAAGGCUAAAGAUUUCUGCCAGAGCAUCUCGACGCGCCUGCUUCUGAAAUCUGCUGAUGGGUUCAGCUUGUUCGUCAAGAUCUCUGACAAGGUGAUCAGUGUGCCAGAAGGGGAUUUCUUCUUUGACUUUGUACGUCACCUCACCGACUGGAUCAAGAAAGCCCGGCCAGUGAAAGACGGUGUCAUCCCUUCUCUGACCUACCAGGUCUUCUUCAUGAAGAAGCUCUGGACACACACUGUCCCUGGCAAGGACCAUAUGGCGGACUCCAUCUUUCAUUAUUAUCAGGAACUACCAAAAUACCUGCGUGGCUACCACAAGUGCUCCCGCGAUGAGGUACUGCAAUUGGCGGCGCUCAUUUACCAGGUGAAGUUCGAAGACGACAAAUCCCAGUUCCCAAACAUUCCCAAAAUGCUGAAGGAGCUGGUGCCGCAGGAUUUGAUCCGUCAACUCUCGCCAGAUGACUGGAAGCGGUCCAUUGUGGCUUUCUACAACAAGCAAGCAGGAAAAUCGAGGGAAGAGGCCAAGCUGUCGUUCUUGAAGUUGAUCUACAGAUGGCCUACAUUUGGAUCAGCUUUUUUUGAGGUCAAGCAAACCACCGAGCCAAACUACCCAGAGAUCCUCCUCAUCGUAAUCAAUAAACACGGAGUGAGCCUCAUUGACCCAAAGACCAAGGACAUUCUCACGACCCAUCCAUUCACCAAGAUAUCCAACUGGAGCAGUGGCAACACUUACUUUCACAUCACCAUUGGCAACCUGGUGAGGGGCAGCAAGCUCCUGUGUGAAACGUCUCUGGGAUAUAAAAUGGACGACCUACUGACCUCCUACAUCAGCCAGAUGUUGACCUCCAUGAACAAGGAGCACAGCACAAAGGCCAGUAAAUGAACCUAUUGUGACUACUGGGUCUGGACCUGCCAGCUGAUCCAGAUGUUGAGGCCCAUGGGAAAUCAUUGCAGCUGGAGGAAAACGUUCUCCACCCAGGUCUGGAGUAUGAGGAGAAGUCCUCUACCUAGCUCUUCUGAUAGCAACUCGGACUCUCCCUCGAGCGAGGAUGACUAUUUGUAGUGUGUGCGCGCGCGGGAGGGAGAGAGAAAGUCUCUUCCAAGUCCCUCACGUGGACAAUAAGCCAAAAAAAAAGGAAAAUCCUGAGCAGUCUUUCCAAAAAGAAAAUCUAGGCCUACAAUGAAAGGCUUCUUGCAUACUCCUCAGUGCACUUUUGAUCACACCCAAGUGUUAUUUUUAAUUCUGCUGCUUUCACCUAAAACAAAUCACAGUGCUUAAGUGUUUGUGUGCUGGUACUGCGGUGCAUCACACCUCAUGGGUCAUAGCUAAAUCUCUCCCCACAACAGUUGUAUCAGGUCCAACUUUACUGGGCUCUUGCUCCUUGUACUGCCUACAGCAAAGGAAGCUGAUAGAUUGUUUUGUCCCUGAAUUAGCCCUGCUGUGUUUGGUUCUGACUCGUAUAAAGGAUUUGCAAAAUGCUUUCUUUCUUUUAAACUUUUGCCCUUGAAGCUUUUGUCAUCUAAAUCCCAGAGUAUGUUCUGUCAGCCCAACUGGUGUGCCUCUAGUCGAUGUGUUGAAAUGCAUGCAUUUUAUUUCUCUUUUGAACGUUUAGAUUUUGGUGGAGGGGGUGGGUGGGAGAUCAAAAGCAGUCCAGUUCUGCCCUGUCAGUUCCUAUCUGGGCAUGGUGCUGGUCUCUCAAACCAGACACAGGACAUUCAGUUGCCUAACCCGCCCCAACCUCUGACACUGAGGUUAUUCCUGGACUAAUCACUGCCUCGGCCUCUCACCUUGAAGACUUUCCAGAAUAAAACCACUAGCUUCAUCAUUUUGGGUUCUUUUUGACACCUGCUGUAUCUCUCUUCCCACCACUCCCUUUCCUCAAUAUGCCGACCUCCUCCAAAAUCCUCCACACCACUUAAAAUUCAGAAAUCUUGCCCUUACAAUUGGAAAUUAUUUUUCAGUCUUGUAGUGCAAUUAAUUCACAAAACUGAGCCACUCAGCCACUCCCUGAAUGGGCCUCAUCCCGGGAAUCCUGUUCCUGAGCUGUCGGAAGAACCGUUCCUUAAAUCGCCACCUGGGCACUCUUCCCUAUCCCAAGAGGCUGACUGACCAGUGGAGAAUUUCCAGCAUCUUAGCAGGUUUGAGAUCAAACCUGGAGUGUCUGUGGUGUGGGUUGGGGAUGCAUCUUAACAAUUCUGGUCGACGUUCAAGUGAUCACCCCUUCUAUCUCACCUGUGGGGGAAACUGUAGUGCAAAAGGGUAGACACAAAAUAAACUGGGAAAGGGACUUUUAUCUUGAUGACCAGAAAAUACUGGAAAUUGCUGAGUUGGGCGACAUCUGAGUGGGAAACAGUUUUGGGUAAAUGACUGGGACAGGAGACACUUGAUUGCUGCUUGCAGUUCCGAUUGGGAGAGGGAUCACGUAUCUGAGUGGGAGGGAGCAUCGCUACUUGGAGAUGGCUUCACAGUACCAGACAAGGUUGCUGUGAUGUUUGGGAACACUUUCCCUGCCUCUUGGUCCACAGCCAAUCAUUCUCUUCGGGCACGGAGCCCAAGUCUUGCAUUGAUCACUAGCACGUGGCAAAGUCCAGAUGCUAACAUCCGGCAAACUCCGAGUGGUUUGCUUUCAUCGUUUUGGUGAGCAGGAACAGUUGGUUUCCACCAACCACGGCUUUCGCCAACUGGAUGAAGCCCAGCGACUAAAUUUACACCAAGACGACUGUUGCAUUUACCAAUCACCCUCUGACUUCCCGUAUGUUCAACUUUGAGUGUACUUAACAGGAGAUGUCACUGCUUUUAUAAAAUAGAUUCUAUUUAUUUAUAUAUAACUUAUUGUUGGCAAUUUGUAAGUGAUUUUAGUUGGAAGAGAAGCUCCCCUUGGGUCACUGAUUCUGUGGUAUCAGUGAUGAGGAGAUUUUCUGUUCUUGUUUUCAGCUUGGUUUAGUAGUGUGGAACAGGGUGUGAACUAGUCCGGUAAAUUGUCCUGUAAAAUUCACGUUAAAAGCUUUAUACUUAAUUGAAUUUAAAACUGCACACCCACGCCCACUCCCCCCCAGAUUUGGUUUUGCUCCCUACAUAUCCACUUCUGAUGUCAUCCCCAAGCCUCGGUGGUUGUGUUCGCUGUCAGGGGUUUGAUCCCACAAUGGACCCCAGCCUGCCUCUGAUACCUCCUGGCUUCCCCCUACUGUCGAUGUGCCUUGCUCCGUGUGAGAGGUUGUGCAGUUUCAGACAGCUGAUGAAUUGCUCGGCUAAGGGAAGUCACCCUCUGUUGGACUGACAAACUCCCAGGGUCAUAAUCCCACCUAAACUUCCCAACACCCACGGGUAACCAGCUGGCCUGAGUCCUUUCCUUGGGGUCAGACAGCAGACAUGUUUGGGGCCUCCCAUGAACACUGUUCAUGAAGAGCCUGGUGCUAAAUUAUUCCUUGUGUCCCCAACCCAGGGCAGUGGUUCUCAGGCCAGUUCUUGGAGGGUUUGUGGCCACUUUUUUAUUCCCUCAUUGCUCCCACUGUGUCCACCUCUCCAGAGAUUCCCAUGAGCUUCAAAGCAAGCUGGAAUCUGGUCCAUCUUCGUGGAUUUUUUGGGCUUUAGUACCUUUGUUAUCACUCUGGGAUAAAUCCGAAUCAGGAUCCAUUUGGGAGUUGGACUCCAACCCAUGAAAUGGCAUCCAAUAUUCUGCUUGUUGGCACUGUCUUGGCCUUCCCUCGCUAAAUCGUGACCACAAGGUAGACCUGCCCCAUCCCAGAAUUGCUCUCAAGUUGCUUGCAGCCUCUACAGGGGUUGGGGUGGUGUCCCCUCCAUUUCCCUCUCCAUGGAGGUGUAGGGCGAGAGUCGUUCUUAUCUACACAUCACCAAGGCAACAGCUUAAACCAAAAGAUGCCAUGCCCUGUGCAAACCCUGCCCCCGGGGGCUGGGAGCACGGGAGCACAAUGCAAGCAAUCGUUAGCGUCCACUGCCAGUGAAGCAGCAGGUCUUGUGUGGUGUUAGGUCUUGUACACAUGCAAGCUUCACUAAACUUUUGCACAACUUAUUUUAAUGUGGAAUUAUCCUUUUAGUCACUCCUGACCCAAUGAGCAAU
Molecule: messenger RNA, 6432 nt
Organism: Pristis pectinata (smalltooth sawfish)
Lineage: Eukaryota; Metazoa; Chordata; Chondrichthyes; Rhinopristiformes; Pristidae
Product: unconventional myosin-VIIa-like
Exons: 24
Coding region: 126-3236 (1036 amino acids)
Cellular component (GO): cytoskeleton
Molecular function (GO): protein binding
Source: RefSeq, a predicted model, not a curated record